UCGACGUAACACCCCGGCUACGUUGGCAGUAUGGCGGCGGCAGAUGUCCACGUCCGAGUUUGUGAGCAAGAAAUCCUCAAAUAUGACUUGGAAAUUAAAGCUCUCAUCCAGGAUAUCAGAGAGUGCACCGGGCCUCAGAACAAGCUGACAGAAAUAAACACAGAUGUGAAAAAACAUUUCAACAGCCUCAGAUUAAGGAUUCAGGAACUGGAGCGGAUGGCAGUGGAACAAGACAAAGAGUCAGACAAGCAGGUUUUGCUCAGUCAGGUAGAGGGACAUAAAAAGCAAAUGCUGAGUAACCARACAGCCUGGAGGAAAGCCAACCUCGCCAGCAAAAUGUCCAUCGACAACAUGGAGAAGCAGGCGCUCCUUAACGGGGCCGACAGCACCGUGAGGCAGAGGAAGUUGACCAAAGAGGACCUCGCUCAGAACACCAGCAGCAUCACAGAGAACCUCAUGAGCAUCAGCCGGAUGAUGGCCCAACAAGUUCAGCAGAGCGAGGACACAAUAACAACACUAGAUACAACCCUAUUAAUUCUUAUGUAGGAGUUUUAUUAAAUGAUAUCAUGAUGAGGAUUAAUAUUUUAGGGAACAAUGACAGGACUGAACAUGGCUGUGAAAGAGAAGUUUUAAGCUGUUUUUUAAAUUCAUUUUGUUCAAAACUUCUAAAAUUUCUAUAAUUUACUGUAUGUUUAUUUUAUUGUUUAAUUUAUGGCUGCUUAAAAUCACCUUGAUGCUGUUGUGAUGGAUUAGGCUCCUAAAAGUUUGAUUUAUACUUCCUGUUUGUUUGUUUUUUUCUAGGUGAUACCGUUCCACGUAUGUGCACUUAAAACUUAUUCCAUGUCUGUUUUAAUUAAAGCAGAACCUUCCACAGCUCCUGCA
This is a messenger RNA of Austrofundulus limnaeus, 882 nucleotides long. It is a transcript of the gene bnip1a, whose product is annotated as BCL2 interacting protein 1a. Gene Ontology annotation, molecular function: SNAP receptor activity. Gene Ontology annotation, cellular component: SNARE complex; endoplasmic reticulum. Gene Ontology annotation, biological process: retrograde vesicle-mediated transport, Golgi to endoplasmic reticulum. NCBI's taxonomy places the organism in Eukaryota, Metazoa, Chordata, Actinopteri, Cyprinodontiformes, Rivulidae. The record is from RefSeq and is a predicted model, not a curated record.